UACCCAAAUAUCACCUCAGUGGGACCACAGCCUCUGUUCCAAAAAAUACCCUUCACUUUCUCCAUCUUACCUAUUCCAUAGCCAACCAGGGAAACAGAAACUGAUUUUAAACACCUGAAUAGAACAAGUGGAUAGAAACACAAACUAGACUCGAACAACAGAGGAUACAAAAUACCACUCAACCACACAGUAGACACCGCAACAAAGACCGAAAGUUCAAGUCAUUCUCAUCACAGAAACAGUAGUAAAUCAGCCGGCAGGACGGACCACCAUGCUUUUAGCUUUCCAGGUCCUGGGUCUGUCUUUAGGGGUGAUUGGCUGGUGUCUGGAGAACAGCUGCACUAAUUCCCAUUCCUGGAGGGUACGCAGCCAUUCUGGGGCUGUCACAACCAGCAACUGGCAGUUCGAGGGCCUGUGGAUGACCUGCGCAGCCACGUCCCUGGGCUCUGUGCAGUGCCAGAGGUACAAGACUGUACUGGGGCUACCAGGCUACAUACAGGCAUGUCGAGCCCUGAUGAUCAUCGCUCUGCUCCUGGGUCUAGCGUCCAUCAUUGUGUCAGUGCUGGGGCUGAAAUGCACAAAGAUCGGCAGCACUUCUGAACAGGCCAAGGGCAAAAUCGCUCUGACAGGCGGAAGCAUGUUCAUCUUAUCAGGUCUUUCCACCUUGACUGCUGUGUCAUGGUACGCUGCGCGGGUGGUGCAGGAGUUCCAUGAUCCAUUCUUUGCAGGAGUAAGGUUUGAACUGGGUGCAGGUCUAUACAUGGGUUGGGGAGCUGCCUGUUUGGCCAUUCUAGGUGGGGUCAUGCUCUGCUGUUCCUGUAAGAGGGGUCCACCAGGACCAACCACAGGGGGAUAUUCAUACAACUACUCCAAAACAAGCGGUGGACAACAGAUCUACAGGGCAGCACCUGUGUCAGAGUCUGGGAGUUCAAAAGCUUAUGUUUAAAGCAGGUUAAAAUGUGUGUUCUUUUUCAAUCUAAUUGUUUGUUUGUCUGUUUCCAUUUGUUUCUUCACCGAAGUGUGAAUUUACUGGUUUGAAUGUGCCAUUAUAUAUUUUUGUUUGUUUUGUUUUUGUUGUCUUGAGUUGAGUCACUGUGAAUAUUAAUGCAAUGUUUAUUACUUUCAAACGUAUUGAAAUAAAAACAUUGUUCUGUUGA
Salvelinus namaycush (lake trout) is the source of this 1157-nucleotide messenger RNA. Its product is annotated as claudin-19-like. The coding region runs from base 272 to 946 and encodes 224 amino acids. The record is from RefSeq and is a predicted model, not a curated record. Gene Ontology annotation, cellular component: bicellular tight junction; plasma membrane. Gene Ontology annotation, biological process: bicellular tight junction assembly; cell adhesion. Gene Ontology annotation, molecular function: structural molecule activity. Lineage: Eukaryota; Metazoa; Chordata; Actinopteri; Salmoniformes; Salmonidae. The transcript is spliced from 6 exons.